UUUCCACUUAUCCACCUGCAUUACACGACACGACUCACAAAGCCUCCCACUACUACCCCUCCAUCUCUACAGUUCCUUCUUUGUUUCUCAUUACUUCCAGUCCUUCAUUCCAGUGCUUUACUUGUACUAUCCACUGGCGAGAUUCCGAUAUAUCUAGUACCUUUGCUCUGCUAUACUCUUGGGCUCGACCUCUUUUGGACUGCCUGAGACGCCGAAUUGGCCGACAAGCUUGGGUCACGCGCGUAACUCGCAUGGAAGAGCCCUGAGCAGCAGCAGGAGCAGAGACCUCCUGGAUUAUUUCCGUCACCUUUCACCUUCUGUGGUCAGGCCUCUGAAGCCCAUCAAUUGUGACCGAGAGGGUGCUGUUGAAGCUGGGAGUGAACCGGCCCAACAGAUUCACCCCAUCCAUACCACAAACGCGAAGCCACACGUCGAAACCCUCAAGCCAACAUGUGGUUCAUCCCUUUAUCGUUCCUGUCGAGUCCCACCCUCCCUGCACACUGCACUCCCACAUCGCCGUUCCUCACCGAUGUCUCCUCCUACUUCGGCACGUGUAUACCAACACCGCUCGCUGCUCUUUCCACACUGCUUGGGGUUCUCUCCAUAAUAUCAUGGCUGUUUGCGCAGAUGCCUCAGAUCUUUAAGAAUUAUCAUAUCAAGUCCACAGCUGGAUUAUCCAUAUUCUUCCUAGCCGAGUGGCUGUUGGGUGAUUUGACCAAUCUUCUGGGUGCCUUGUUCACCCGACAAGCCGGGUGGCAGAUUAUAAUAGCCAGUUACUACGUCUUUGUCGAUGUGUGUCUCGUGGUUCAGUAUUUCUGGUACACUUACGCGGUCAAGUGGGUGUAUGCCGAAAGCCUGCACUCUAGUGGUAGUAGUGAUAUGGACGAUGCUGAUAGCGAUAUGAUCAACAGCUUGUCCCCGAUCAACACCAAUUUUGCCGAGGAGGAAACCUUGCUGCCAGAGUCAGACCACGAACCGCCCAAGUCAGCCAAACCCCGAGACGUGCAAGCUCCUCAGUUCUCUCAGAUCAAUUACGGCGAGAAGAAUGGAACCCCAAGAACACAUCCGUCAGGAGACAAGUUUGGCUCGAGCUGGAUGAUGUCUACUUCUCCGAGGACACUAAUGUACGCCGGCACCAUUGCCUCUCUCGCAUCCAAUGCGGCGGCUGCGCCGUUCCCAAAUCCACAUUUGCAUUACCAGCAUGGAAUUCACCUUUUCCGUGUCGAGACACCCCUAGAGGUUGCCGGUACAAUUUUGUCAUGGUGUUCCACUUUCCUCUACCUCGGAUCCCGAUUGCCUCAGCUGUAUAAAAAUUGGCAAAGGCAAUCCACCGCAGGGCUAUCCCCUCUGUUGUUUGGGGCAGCUUUCUGCGGCAAUCUUUUCUAUUCAACGUCAAUGGUGACAAACCCAAAUGCGUGGGGAGAUCACCGACCAUACGGGCAUCACGGAUGGGUUGAUGCCCAUGGUUCACAGCGAUGGGCCUGGGUCGUUCGCGCGGCACCAUUUUUCCUGGGAUCAGCGGGUUGUUUAAGCAUGGAUGCAUUGAUGGGAGUUCAAUUUGUGAUAUAUGGGGAACAAGAAGCAAGAGUCAUCAAGGUUCGAGACAGUCGAGGAUACAGCCAUUGGGAAAGAGUGAAUGGAUGGAUGAGAGGAUGGAUUCCUAACAUGGCCGGCAAAGACAAAGUGGUUGACCUGGCCCAGAGCCAACGAUUGUUGAGUGAAAGUGCGCAUUUGAGCCGGCGGCAUAGCAAUUUCGACUAUGGGACACUGGACUAGAUCCCGAUACAUAUUAGUAUGACCAUACGAUCAUAAUGAGACACGACGAGGUUUUG
Messenger RNA from Exophiala mesophila, 1832 nucleotides. RefSeq lists its product as uncharacterized. Lineage: Eukaryota; Fungi; Ascomycota; Eurotiomycetes; Chaetothyriales; Herpotrichiellaceae. The record is from RefSeq and is a predicted model, not a curated record. Bases 451 to 1776 code for a protein of 441 amino acids. The transcript has a single exon.